AAUGGGCGGGACUCGGUGCCGUAUUGUUUACGUCUGCGUGCUCAAAGUAGGUCAUAAGCGCGAGACAGCUAGUAACAUAUUUCUCAGAAAAUUUCACUAAUCCUAACCACACGGAGUUGUACAACGAUCACGGAUAAAGAGCAGGAUUCCCGCGGGCUGUCCGGUGACAUCUGCAAAGCUGGUGUGGUAUGUCCAGGCGCAGCCGAAACAGUCGGGUGUGGCGCAGCGUGUGGAGUGGAAUUCGCCGGGAUGCUGAUGCAAAGACGCUGGUGCUGCCCUCGGAGAGCGAUGAAUGGGGUUGUGACCGCCUACAGUACAGUGACUCAGAUUCAGAGGCAGAGUAUCCUGGCAUUGUACCUUCAGUGCCAAGUGCUGUGCCAGUGACCGGAGAGUCGUACUGUGGCUGUGAUUUGGAGAUGGAAUCGAGUUACGACCCACGUCUACGCAGUUACGCACGGCUGCGAGACUGCCACUGUGGAGAAGAUGACCAAGAGUUUGACUGGGUGUGGGAUGAGGGCAGUCGGUCAGCAGCCACGCUGCUGAGCUGUGAGAACAGGAAGGUGAGCUUCCACUCGGAGUACAGCUGCGGCACAGCGGCUAUCCGUGGCUCCAAGGAGCUCUCAGAGGGACAGCACUUCUGGGAGAUCAAAAUGACCUCUCCGGUCUACGGAACAGACAUGAUGGUAGGAAUUGGCACAUCAGAUGUCAAUCUGGACAAAUACCGACAUACGUUCUGCAGUUUACUGGGAAAAGAUGAAGACAGCUGGGGCUUGUCAUAUACAGGGUUGUUACAUCAUAACGGUGACAAAGUGAGCUUCUCGUCACGGUUUGGUCAGGGAUCCAUCAUAGGCGUUCACUUGGACACCUGGCAUGGAACUCUCACCUUCUUUAAAAACCGCAAAUGCAUCGGUGUAGCUGCUACAGAGCUGCAGAACAAGCGUGUGUAUCCCAUGGCCUGUUCCACAGCUGCCAAGAGCAGCAUGAAGGUGAUCCGCUCUGUCUCUGCCCCCACCUCACUCCAGUACCUCUGCUGCUGGCACCUGCGUAAGCUCCUCCCCUCAGGAGCCGACGCCCUCCGAGUGCUGCCGCUCCCACCAGGACUCAGGCACCUCCUACAUUCCAAACUUGGCUGGGUGUUAAGCUUAGACCACUCGCAUACGCACACAAACUCGAACGCACACACACCCGUCGGGCCGUCUUCAGGCAGCGAGUCGGACGGCUGCGCUUCUGACCCCGAGGCCUGCCAGAGGAAACGCUGUCGCUGGACCUGAGGCGAUCUCGCGCGCGUACACGCACACACACACACACACACACACACACACACACACACUCUUACAGUUAAUACAUUGUCAGGUCAUUUCAGUUUCAGACUCAGAGAACUGAGAGAAAUCGUUAAAAAAAACAAAAGAUGUUAAUGUAUCUGAUUAAUACGAAGUCUCUCCAGAUUAAGGAUACCACUUUGAUUUUAAUCUCAGCAGGACUGUUCAAGUUGCAUUUCACUUUGUACAGGUCAUGUAAAAGAUACACGCAAAUGCAGUCCGAUGCAUCAUGACAAAACAGUCGACUGUCUCUGUUUUAUUGCAUAGUGCUGAAUGUUCCUGCUCUUUCCCUGCUGUCUCUUUCAGGGUUUUGGAACAAAUCAUGUCACACUUUUCCACCCUACAAGAACUCUUUAUAUAAAAUCUCAGUAUUAUCUUUACCUAUAACCUUCAGCACUGUGCCGUCGUCUACCUGUACUUCAAUAUAGCUUAUAUCCAAACAAGUAGGAUGAGUAAAAUGGACACUCGGAUGGAUAAAAAGGGGUUUAGUUAUCAGUUAUCAUCUGAUGUACCAUUAAAACAUGUAAUUCACCAUCCAAGUCUGCAAACGAGGUGACCAGUUUGACAGCAGGUUUCAUCAGCAUAGCACUGAUGUGCUGAAUCUAGUACUGUAUGCUGCCUUCAACUCUUUCUUGAAACUGCAACAUUUGAGAAAAUUGGAAGAAUCAUGUUCAUGUCUUUUUAAACAGCUAUGCCACAAUAUAAUGGUAUGCAAGUUGUUGACGUGCCAACAUUUAAAGCUUGGCUGUAGUUUUUCCUUUUUUUUUUCCUUUUCCUUUUUUUUUUAGAUAAAGCGAUGCGUCAUCCCUUCAAUCCAGAUCUGUUUUGAUAUCAAGAAGACGAAAAAUGUUUUCUGAAAUUACCCACUUGGCUAUGGAUUCACAGAAAACAGCAUUGUUUUCUGCUUUAGCCGACAGUCUAGACUCUGGAUAUGAUUUUUAGACCUAUAUGCUAUGAGUUUUAUGUGUAUUUGUUAGUCCAUUUGUUUUUUCCCCCGGGAGAAGCGAUAAGUAGAUGACGUAUUCCGCCUAGGAAUAGCAUUGACCAGGUUGAUAAGUUUGUUGAGCCCAUGAUAUUGACAUGGUCACUGCCAAUUCUGGAAAAAUCCUCUAUGCUGAUUUAUUAUUAUUAUUUUAUUUUAUUUUUUUUCUUACUGAAACUGAGAGUGGGGGGAAAAUUCAGGAUCUGAAUGCGUGUUUUGCGCAAAUAAAAUUUCAAAACAGAUGUGAAUGGAAUGGAUGAUACACAGACUGCAAUUUUAGUCUACUUGCGACAGCAAUUCGAGACGUUUGAAAACUAUGCCUUUUGCUUUCCCGGAUAAACCUUUCUACUGGGUUAGUACAUAGUAGAAGACAAGCAGGCAUGCUCUGGUCUCUGGUUGGUAAAAGUGCGCAGAGUAGAAGGUGAAGUUUACCAUUUAAUCUAUUAGCAUAGAGCCGUCUCGUCCACCAGCAAACGCUAGGUUUUUUUAAAUUUUUUGGUUAAUGUCCUAGUCUUUACUGACGCCUGCUAGAAUCUUCUUGUUAUGAUUGUUGGUUCAAAGACAUUUUCCUGGUACUGCAGCAACGAACCUGACUAAUUAUAUUCCAUCUAUCAUACUAUUGACUUUUCUGCUGUCCUUUUCAGAUGACAUUUUGUAUUAAUCCAUAUUUAAUAUCAGCUUUUAACAUUCAUUCCUUAUUUUUAUUUUUUAUCAUUUUACUCCAUGUAACUUUGCCAGUCAACUAGUGUAUUAACAUCUGAUGGGCAUGGUCUUUUUUUGCUGACAGUUAUAGUCAUACCGGUCCUGUGUUACAAAUCCUGGCUGAGCUGUUGUGCGUCUCAGGCGUAGUACUUUUGUGCAAGAGUGUUUGCCUGUGAAAUGUGCACAAACGUGUAAAACGCAGCCAUCAAACACCUGCAUGAACCUGUGAUUUGAACCCACUUUGGUCUUAACACAGCAUUCGUGGUGCUCUGUGCCAUGUUCAUCACCUCUCUCGGGCUUCUCUCUUGGGCCACUUCUACCCUGAUGCAAAGCAAAAACACUUAGAAAACAGACCCACAGUGUAAACCAAGAAAUGUGAAGUUAAUGUUUGUUUUGCAACAAGACGUCGGAUCUUCUUUAAGCUCAGCUAGAGGAGCUGAUGCUCUCAGUUCAUACGCUGUCCAAACCGGUUACCUACCCUUCUUCUUCUUCUUAUAACCAUACUUUGAUUUUGUUUGUUUUUUUACAUCUCUCUAUGAGGGUUGUAUUUAUCAAGUAUGGAGGUUUAAGUGUGUAUAGGUUUUGUAAUUUGCUGUAAAAUAAAAUUCAAAGUCUUUGUUAUGCAUUCAAGCACUUUUUUCCUCUCCUUGUAUGCAGAAAUAAAUGCAUACCCCACUACUUUAUGCUCUGUUCUGUACAUAUUGUAUGUAUUAGCUUAUUCUCUUUUCUCUGUCUCCCUUUACUAUAUGUCAAGCAUGGGCUUUAACUGAUGUAUGAUUUAAGGAGUUGAGAUGAAAAUCAUGUACACAGAGUGGGGGAAAAAGGAUGGAUAUGUCGGUUGUUUUUUAAGCAUAAUAAAUGAUUCAAAACUGG
Hemibagrus wyckioides is the source of this 3876-nucleotide messenger RNA. It is a transcript of the gene spsb3a, whose product is annotated as splA/ryanodine receptor domain and SOCS box containing 3a. Gene Ontology annotation, cellular component: SCF ubiquitin ligase complex. Lineage: Eukaryota; Metazoa; Chordata; Actinopteri; Siluriformes; Bagridae. The record is from RefSeq and is a predicted model, not a curated record. Gene Ontology annotation, biological process: proteasome-mediated ubiquitin-dependent protein catabolic process. Gene Ontology annotation, molecular function: protein binding. The transcript is spliced from 7 exons. Bases 189 to 1271 code for a protein of 360 amino acids.